CUUCCCCUGCUCCCAUCUCUCUCUCUCUCUCUUUCUCUCAAUUAAUCCCAGCAUAAAAGCUCUUUCACAACACCAAACACACACUUAUUUCUUGCACCAAAGAACCCCAUCCAUCACAAGUUAAAGCAAAGAAGAAAAGAAACCCACUUUCUAUACUAUCUAUCAUUGCAAUCAUAUCCAACUACAAAAUUAAAGCGCCUGUAGUUUUUGACACUUAUUGCUCAUCGCAUCAACGAGUUCCAUCCAUCCUUCCAAAUUUAACCCAUAAAAGAGCAAAGAGAAACGGAAAGAAAAAGAAAAAGAGAUCAUAUGGAUAUUGAAUCCGUCAAGUGUGAGUGUUGUGGAUUGAAAGAGGAUUGCACCCAAGACUAUAUUAGUGAGGUGAAGGCGAAAUUCGAUGGGAAAUGGCUAUGUGGGUUGUGCUCAGAAGCUGUUAGAGAUGAAGUUAGCAGAGGUAAAAAGCAGUUUGGAAUGGAAGAAGCAGUCAGAGCUCACAUGUCAUUUUGUGGUAAAUUCAAUUCCAAUCCAGCAGUUCGAGUUGCUGAUGGGAUGAGGCAGAUGCUGAGAAGACGAUCAGGAGUCUUGUCUUCUUCACCAUCUUCUUCUAAGUAGUACGCUAGAUCGGCAGGCACAAAACUCUAAUGAUCAUUGGGAGCGAUCUUCAUCGCCUGCAAUAAUAUGGAUGGCAAUUGCUUUUCUUGCCCAAGUAUUUUCUUGUCUUGUAAUGUACAGGGAUUGUCAUUUCAAAGGAGGCUUCAUCUUAGUUUUGCUUCAUUUCA
Messenger RNA from Hevea brasiliensis (rubber tree), 779 nucleotides. RefSeq lists its product as uncharacterized. Bases 310 to 612 code for a protein of 100 amino acids. Lineage: Eukaryota; Viridiplantae; Streptophyta; Magnoliopsida; Malpighiales; Euphorbiaceae. The record is from RefSeq and is a predicted model, not a curated record. The transcript has a single exon.